Clonostachys rhizophaga is the source of this 1761-nucleotide messenger RNA. The record is from the annotation of a GenBank genome assembly. NCBI's taxonomy places the organism in Eukaryota, Fungi, Ascomycota, Sordariomycetes, Hypocreales, Bionectriaceae.
AUGGGAGCCCCAAUCUUGAAUCUGCCAAUGGAGAUUCUUCUCCGGACCGCUGAACUCACCUGGUAUUCGGGCCCCUGGUGGCAAAGACCGACUAGAGAUCACGCAGCCCUCGUUCGAACAUGCCGUGGCCUGUAUCAAGCUUUGAAUGCAGCUCUGUAUAGGAAAAAUAUCAGGUCAGAUUUCACUGUGGAGCCUUGUAUCAUUUGGGCAGUCUGCAAGGGCCGUCUUGAUACUAUCAAGCGCGCCCAUAUGAAUGGAGCAGACCUAGUCUUGCAUGGGAACUUGGAGAUAAUCGACUAUCUUCUCCAUCAUGGCGCCAAUGUCCAUGAACCAAGCUUUGGACUCUGCAUAUGCCCAAAGGCAUACGGUGACAGGACCUUCCAAGCUCAGUACCCUCUCCAUUUCCUCUUUUGCCAUGGGGAUCACCCGAGACGUCUUGAGAUACUAGAAAAGUUUAUAUCCAAAGGGGCCUAUCUAGUGGCAGAAAAAACAUCUGCCAUCCCUCAGCUUGCCAAAAUCACCGGAGGUCAUCUCCUUGAAAGACUCGUCAUGAAGAAGGAUAAAGAUUCGCUUGCAGGGCUACUCAACCUUGCCGUCCAAAUGCAAGAUUUCUCCUCGGUAAUCCAGAUAUGCGAGAGUGCUCGCAAUAACAACAUCACUAGAGCUAGAGACUGGGAGGGACGAAUUGCCUUGCACUUAGCUGUAAAUUCAUUCGACUGGAAAGAGGAAAUCGUCAGAUUUCUUCUUCAGAACAAUCACGCAUCAAUCUUUCAAAAGGACCACAGUGGAAGAACACCUCUACACUAUGCGGCCAUGUCCAUUUGCAGUCCCGAAUUGGUGGGCCUCCUGUUGCAAUACCGGGACUCCUCAGAUAACAGAGCCGCUGCCCACUUCCAGCUGAUGUUUUACAAGAUCUGCAACCUACGCCACGAGACCAUAAUCCGUGUCGUUAUUGCCCAGCAGCUGAUUAAUGUUUGGCUCAAACCUCUCAACGACAUUAGUGCCUAUAAUCACCCGCUCAACUUUGCCUUGCGAACAACUAGCUGGCGCAUAGCGUUGAGGCUCGUUAGAGACGGCAUCGAUCUCCCUAGUUGGGCUUCUCAUUUUCCAAAGCGGGGGGCCGAUGCCAUCUGGCCUUCCCUCAUCGCCUGUCUCUCGAGCUUUCAUCCCGAACAAACAGAAUUCGUUCGCGCUAUAGCGCGCACGGGGUGUUAUCCGAACUUCCCAGGCUUCCCCUUGAGGCCUGAACUGUGGCCAGUCUUUCUUGUAAUCGUACGCUCCCAAAACAUCGAUUGCUUGAAAGUUUUACUCGACGCCGGAGCUUCAGUCAAGAUCGAGGUCAAGGCUAAGGCAGACACUUUCGGCUCGGAGUAUCCCAGUUACACAGGAAUUCUACUUGCAAUCUUUAGCGAGGUAUUUGGCUGCCCUUUGCAGGAGUCUCCAAAUCUUGAAAAGCUGGGCCAAUUUCGUGAUUUCAUCGUCUUGCUUCUGGAAAGAGGCGCGCCCAUAGGACGUAACUGGGAAGUUGAGCGGUUCUGGUACCCGAUCACAGCUUUGGACUAUGCCAUUACAGCCGCGCGCUUUGGAUGUUUUGAUCUCCUGCACUUGAUGUCCAAUCACGCAACGGAGACCAGGAUAUGCCAGAAAGAAAUCUCUGCAAGUUUUGCCAGACAACUUAAUUGGAUGCAAAACGAAAGCAGCUCAUAUCGACUCUUGAAAGAGUACCAGGGUCGACUUCAGACUCGGCUCGGCUUAAACUAG